Owenia fusiformis is the source of this 2351-nucleotide messenger RNA. NCBI's taxonomy places the organism in Eukaryota, Metazoa, Annelida, Polychaeta, Sabellida, Oweniidae. The record is from the annotation of a GenBank genome assembly.
GGAACAUUAUAUUUUUAUAUUUGUUGAUAAAAUUGAUAAAUAAAUAAUUUUGAGACUAUGUUUAUCGUUCUCGUUUUGGCGGGUUUUCCAAAUCCACAUGUUUUAUUUCCCGCCAUUUUUCUAAACAGGUCGCACGUCCACUACGCUGUUGCUCCAUUUAUUCAAGUUUUGCGGUGUUUGCUGCAUCGCCAAGGAUGCCAGGAAUUGAAGAUUGGUUGCAUUGUCCUCUGGACAUCAUACAGAAUAUAUAUGACCAGAAACCAGAACAUCAUGAUGAAGCUAUCAAAGAAUAUUUCACUGCACGUCUGAAUGCUAAAAAUGCUCUGAGCUGGAUCCCAUCUCUGAAUGAUACUCCACUACAUGACUUGAAGCCUAACUCUAUAGUGAGGUACAGAUGCAUGGUACAAGAUAUGUUUGACCCGGAGUUCUUUCUGGGUGUGUAUGAAGUCACAGACAAAAAUACUGGCCAGAGUAAAAUACAUUCUGGCAAAUAUAAAGAUAUUGCCUCAUGUGCAGCUCACCAACAGGUAAAUGUUGAUUCUAACAGAAAUGUGACAAUGGAGAGGCAGAAACUGUACUGUGUUCCAAUUCCAGGAGAGACUCAAUGGGUCAAAAAUACUUAUUCUAGCAACAAUCAAUCAAAGGUAAAACCAUCAACUUCUUCCAAUCCUAUCCGAGCCAAACGCAGCUUAGACACUGAAAGUGAUGUCAGUUGUGAUGAAAUAAGGGGUGGCAGUGCUGCGACAUCUUUACCUAAUCCAGCCCAAACUUCAGGUGGAGAUGUAGAGAUGGAAACAGAUGCAGAAAACAAACGACCUAAAACUGAUGAAAACCCAGGGGGUUCUUCCAUCUCUGCACCAGAUUUGAAUUUCCCACUGCCUCGUGAACAAGGGCCCCCUUGUCUUGUAAAAAUAUAUGACGAUUCAGACAGCAUCAAACUGAAUGAUAUCUUCGAGUUUAUAGGUGUCCUAUCUAUUGACCCUGCCCUGGCCAACUUUUACAGUGAAAGCAGCGAAGAACAGUCAUCAUUUCUUGACCCUGCUGAAGCGCUCUCUAAUAUGGAGGAAGAAAAUGUACAUUCCCCACCUCCAUCAUUAGUUCCAAGGCUACAUGUGAUACUAACAGAAAAAUUAAACCAUAAUAAUCCACUUUUGCCAAUUUCCACAAAAAGUGAUGACUUUAAAUCAUCACAAUCCAAUAUACUUAGUGAGGCCUUACUGCUGAAACAACAAAUGUUGACUGUGCUUGAGAGGGCUGUGUUUGGGGAUGGCCUAGCUGCAGAAUACCUCUUGUGUAACCUCAUUUCAUCAGUAUAUGCACGCCGAGAUGUUGCAGCUCUUGGGAAAUUCAGUGUAAACAUAUGUGGUUGUCCUAGAGCCUCUAAGUUCCCAGACAUGUACACCACCCUUCUAGAACAGCUUUCAACUAAGAUGUUCUGUUUUCCUAUGAAGAUUGACAGUAUGAACAACAUGAAGUUCUCACCUAAGAAAGACUACACGGCUAACAGGCUUAUCAGUGGCAUCUUGCAGCUGGCAGAGCAGACACUGCUUGUUAUAGACGAAACAGUACUGGAGUCUGGGCAGCUUAAUGCUAAUGGGAUUGGGAAUCUUGCUGCAUUGGGAAAUGUAGUGAACUGGCAGAAGGUUGAAUAUGACUUCAACUUCCAUAAACAAGACUUCCCAUGUAACAUUGCGUGUCUUAUUCUCUCUGAGGGGAAAUCAAUGAUAAAUUCUGACUUCCUAAUGCCCAUGUCUCUACAAUGGAAUGAAGAAAGCCUACCUGAGAAAUUUUCAGCAAUUGAGAGUUUCUUAACCCCUGCAUUGUUAACUAAAUUGAGAACAUAUCUAACGGCAGUGCAGUUCAUUGAAUAUACAUUGACUGAUGAUGUUCAAAAGACAAUAGAGGAAGAUUUUGUUGAGCUCCGAAAAGCAGAUGCUGCCACCUUUACAGUGGAUGACUUUCACCGUCUCCUGACAUUGGCAAGGUACUUGUCCCUAAGUCAAGGCCAAGCAACACUCACCAUCGAGACCUGGGAGCAUGCGAAGCUUCUAGAACAAGAGCGCAAGAAGCGAGUUGCAAGCCUACCCAGGACAAGUGUCAUAUCAUGAUUUGCUUGGACAUUGACAUUGAGGGAGAAACAUAUUAUCAAGUAAAAGUGUCAUGACAUAUGAACUCCUCAUUACACUGCAAGUGAUGUAUCAUAAUUUGUAUUAUAUUGUUGAAAACAGUAUGCAGUUGUGCAGUAUUGAUACUGAUGUAAUGCAUAUGACAUUGCCUAACACCUAAAGUACACAUGAAACUUUCAGAAUUGAGGUAUUUGAAUAAAUGAACAAAAAUUAUAAUAAUAUUAG